GGCAAGCUCGACGGUACAAAACUAUGCAUAUUUUCUUGUCUACUCAACAUAAAUACCAAAUGCAUAUCAUGUUUCUUAAAUUAGCGCAGGUUGAAUAUUGUAAGUGCAAGAGCUCUUGUAGCGUGAAGCGAAAACCGAAUACGAAUCGAGGAUGCCCUUGCAAAGGUUCAAAUAUGGAUUGCUCUGUAGCGUGCAAAUGCGGCACUCGUGCUAAACCUUGCAAGAAUAAGAAAGCGGCAGCAAACUAUGAAGGUGAAAGUCGGGGGAAACCAACGAACAGUAAAGUUAGACGUAUGAAUCAGCAAGGGUUUCGCCUCACUCACGAGCCAAGAGAGACAGAGGAAAUACAAAGAGAAAAAGAAAAUAAGGAUGUAAAGGACUUUGUAGCCACACUGGAUGAAGAUAUGGUUCGAAAAUUGGCUAUUCGCAGUCUUAGACGAGGCAUCGGAAGCAUGGAUAUAUUCAUACAUUGCUUAUUAUGGAUGAUGAUCUUGUGGAAGAGGAUGAAGACAUGGGUGAAUUUGGAGCACAGUCUGAAGAGGAAACUGAGCAACCAAAUACUCCUGAUCUGCCUCAAAACCAACCCUCUGCACAAGGGCCAGAUUGGUGCAAAUGUGGAUAUUGUCAACCCAUGCCACAAGAAAUCGAAAAUCGAUGUUGUAAACUAAAGAGCUGCAUAUCGUUGACAUCA
Dendronephthya gigantea is the source of this 691-nucleotide messenger RNA. RefSeq lists its product as uncharacterized. The record is from RefSeq and is a predicted model, not a curated record. Lineage: Eukaryota; Metazoa; Cnidaria; Anthozoa; Malacalcyonacea; Nephtheidae. Bases 24 to 668 code for a protein of 214 amino acids. The transcript is spliced from 3 exons.